Aptenodytes forsteri (emperor penguin) is the source of this 828-nucleotide messenger RNA. Its product is annotated as retinol dehydrogenase 16-like. Gene Ontology annotation, molecular function: oxidoreductase activity. Lineage: Eukaryota; Metazoa; Chordata; Aves; Sphenisciformes; Spheniscidae. The record is from RefSeq and is a predicted model, not a curated record.
CGGCAGCUGGAUGCGCGGGGGCUGCGGGUGCUGGCCGCCUGCCUGACCGAAACAGGGGCUGCGCAGCUGCGGGCAGCCACCUCACCGCGGCUGCAGGCCGUCCUCCUGGACGUCACCUCCAGCCAGAGCGAUGGGGCAGCUGCCCCCAUCAUUGUCCCUAUUGUCACACCUGCUGGUCUCUGGGGGCUGGUGAACAAUGCGGGGACCGCCAUCCCCACCGCCCCUAACGAGUGGCUGACCAAGGACGACUUCGUCAAGGUGCUGGACGUCAACCUGGUCGGCCUCAUCGAGGUGACACUGAGCCUCCUACCCCUGGUGCGGCGGGCACGGGGCCGGGUGGUCAACGUGGCCAGUGUGAUGGGCCGGCUUGCCUCCUUUGGGGGGGCGUACUGCAUCUCCAAGCAUGGCGUGGAGGCCUUCUCCGACACCCUCAGGCGCGAGAUGCGCCCCUUCGGGGUGCAGGUUUCUAUCAUUGAACCCGGUGGCUUCCGGACGGGGAUGAUUGACCCCGCGACAGUGGUGAAGGGCUUCAAGCACCUCUGGGAGCGGCUCCCAGCAGAGACCCAGGCAGCCUACGGACACCAUUACCUGGAGACCUAUGCCAAGAGCACCUUCCUGCUGCACCGCCUGAGCAGCUCCCGCCUGUCCCACGUCACUGGCGUCAUGGCGCAUGCGCUGCUCGCCCGCUUCCCCCGCAGCCGCUACGCGGCCGGCUGGGACGCCCGGCUCGCCCUCCUGCCGCUCAGCUACUGCCCGGCCUGGCUCACCGAUGCUGCCAUCGGCCUCUUCCUGCCUAUCCCAGCUGGGGGGAUGCCCACGCACCGCUGA